UAUUACUUGAACAUUCCAUUUGUAGGCUACUGUUCGCCAUAUAUGUUCCUGUGUCACAUUUUGUUCAUGAUGUAUUUCUUUUAUCCAACGCUAAGACACUAUGAAAUUAAUGAAUUUGAACUACAAACACUUUGCAAUUGCUAUGUUUUUAUUUAUUCAACUUUCCAAGGCCUACAUCAUUAAAGAUGGUUGUCUCAACUGUAGGCUACCAGGUAAGUGUCUCAACUGUAUAGGGUACAGUUGAGACACAGUCAAGACAAAAAAUGCACCUUAUGUUUAAAAUAUAAACUACUUAUGGGUAUUAUUGAUUUAUAAUAUUUAACUCUACAAGGUAAGGAAAUGGCAUGUGGAAUGUCGUGUGGAAAAUCACUUAUUUUCAGUAUCUAUUUUUUGUUUGAUUUUGUGUGGGCAAAAAGUGUCUCAACUGUCUACAGUUACUGUAUGUGUGGUGUGUGUGUGUGUGUGUGUGUUUCACCCACCCCACUUUUUAAGUCAUUCUAUCCAAUAGGAUAUUUGAAUAAUAAAGUAUUGUGCCAUUGUUUAAAUGGUAGCCUAUAGCCUAUCACGAUAAAAAAAAAAAUGGAGGGCACUAUAACCUAGACUACCUUAUUUUGAGUACAAAGCCUUUUUUGUUUUGAGUACAAAAGUGCCUUCUCAUUACUUUUGAUGUUGUGGUGAGGUGCAAGGUAAGGGCUGUGAAGGCAUAGGGCCUUCUCGAAAAUAGACAACAGCUAAAAUCUACCCUACUGUAGGCAUACCUUCACCGGAAGUCAAACCCUUCCCACAGUUAGGCUGUAAAUUAUCUGUCAGAGCAGCGCACACGUUCAGAAGCUCGAGCGAUUGGUGGAUGAACUGUGCGCUGAACGAAACAAAGGAUUAUUCACAGAACUCAAGAUUAUUGUGGCAUGUUUGGACUGCCAGUGGAACAGUUAUACGUUACAGAAUGAGCUGCUGUCCUCAGCCACACUCAGUCAACUACCCCCAGGAGGAUGAUGAGACUCUGAGCAAAGAUGGCGCAAUGGACGGUGCCUUGGGCAGCCCUCGGCCAAAACAGUGCAGUCCAUCGUCAGACUUUAACAGCUCUCUCUUUCAAUUCCCAGAUGGCUCUAGGCAGCCUACCAGGACACAGUGCACGGUUUCCAACCUUUCCAUUUCCAGCGAAACGUCCAGUUAUGUCCCCUACCAGCGGCCGCUUGGACUCCCAGCAGGCUACAGCCAGCCAACUCCUUUCCCGAGCCGGACGGAGGAAUCUCAGAGCACCCUCAACCCGCACAAAGGUGUCUGGCACCAUCCAAUGCCCGUCUGUGACAGCUCAUUGGACGGCUACUCAGCUGGACCUCUGCCCUCCUUCAUGAUCUCUGGAAGUUGUUCCCAUUACCAGUCAGAGAUGAGCUUCUCCCGGCCCCACUGCGGCUCCCUGCCCCUGUCAGGGAGGUGCAGCCCCGACCAGAGUGGUCUGGAGCAGCCAUGCUCUCUCCACUCCCUCCCCAUGCCAGCUGCACUGCAAAACUUCCACCUUUAUCCCCACCCACAGUGGAGGAUGGCCUGCUGUGCCCAGUUCCCCAUGGAAGUGUUGAGGAUAGACCCAGUACCCCAUCAGGCCCCUGGGAACCCCAGACCCUACCUGCCCUCCUGCCCUAAUCCGAUUGGACCUUUACACAGAAACAGCAUUCACAGAGACCACAGUCCUGUGAACCCUGGACCAAAGUCGGACACAGCACAACUCUCCUUUGAACAAAGAAAGGUGUUUGUCACAUAUGAGACGGAUAAUGACGAACAUGUGAAGGAGGUCAUCAAUUUUGUGGCACUGCUUAGGCACAAUGGCUUCUACACACAUAUUGACAUGUUUGAGCAGCAGUUCAGAAGCAUCAACAAGAUAGACUUCAUGGAGCGUUACAUCAGUGAGAAAGACUACUUGAUUAUUUUUGUCAUCAGUCCGAAGUACUACGAAACGGUGACCAGCACAACAGCCUACACAGAGGACGAUGAGACCUUAAACACUGUUUACAUUCAUAAGCAGCUUCAGAAUGAAUUCAUUCAGAAUGGCUGCAAAAAUUUCAGGUUCAUACCUAUUCUGUUUCCAGGAGCUAAAAAGUGGCACGUACCCAGAUGGCUUCAGAACACCCACAUAUACAGCUGGCCAAGGGACCACGAUGAUAUUUUGCGACGGCUGAUGCGCGUGGAGAAAUACAAUCCUCCGCCCAUUGGACCACUUCCCACUAUUGUCUCUGUUCCCAUCUAACACCCCCUUUGCGCCAGGAAUUGUUGGGGGAACAUUCUGAAGUUGGGCACACCAACAGAGGCCGACAUGCAUCAACUCUGACGCGUUACAACUGCAUAUAGUUAACGGAAUAUUGGUUAACCGGCUAACAGCUACAGCAGUGAUCGGUGACAUUUAAAGACGCACAACAAGUUCCGUAUUUGUAUGAUUUCACUUUGUCAAUGGACUCCUCCAUUGGACUAAUGAAGAAGGUGACAAGCCGUGACAAGGUGAAAGCAACAUCAACUGUUCAAAUCAAUAGGCUACUUUUCGCCACAUAUUGCAGUGUAUUUUGUUUAUUGUUUUUUUUUACACCAACAAUAGCAUAAUGUUCCAAAAAUAUAAUAAAACAUCCCAAUGUAAUAAUGUAUAUUGUAAUAAACAACAUAAUGCAUAAUGUGA
Alosa sapidissima (American shad) is the source of this 2662-nucleotide messenger RNA. It is a transcript of the gene traf3ip2l, whose product is annotated as TRAF3 interacting protein 2-like. The record is from RefSeq and is a predicted model, not a curated record. The transcript has 9 exons. Gene Ontology annotation, biological process: positive regulation of canonical NF-kappaB signal transduction; humoral immune response. Bases 848 to 2242 code for a protein of 464 amino acids. NCBI's taxonomy places the organism in Eukaryota, Metazoa, Chordata, Actinopteri, Clupeiformes, Clupeidae.